CGCUAAAAAAUCGGAGCGAGACGAAGCUGUGCGUGUCGUUAAUUUGUGCCAUUAACUUUAACGCUAACUGACAUUCCUGCUGCGAUGUGGACACAAGGAGGUGGUGGUUUUGGAGAUGGAGGAUUUGGUAACCAGGGAGGCGGUUACCUGAACUCCCCUGGACCCAACCAAGGCGGCUUCGAUUCCCCCGCAGCAUCCUCGCAGGACAGAAAGACCUCGAGGAGAGCCCAGAACCUGUUGCCAUGCACCAUCUCACACCUUCUACAAGCUCAGCAGAUGGAGGAUUCCUUCAGACUGGGGGACACUGAUAUCAAUCAGGUGACCGUUGUUGGGGUUGUCCGUAAUGCCCAAAGGGCUCCCACCAACAUCCUGUACAAGAUUGACGACAUGACGGGGCCUCCUAUGGACGUCAGACAGUGGUUGGACAACGAUGAUAACAUUGCAGAAGAGGAGCAGGACCAACUCUUCCCGGUCAACAGUUACAUCCGAGCCACAGGUCACCUGAGGGCCUUCCAGGGCAAGAAGAGCCUGGUGGCCUUCAAGAUCGCGCCCGUCACCGACUUUAACGAACUCACCAUGCACAUCCUGGAGGUCGUGCAGGCACACAUGAUGUUAGAAAAGGGAUCGCAGUCCACUGGCGGGAUGUCCGCUGGGAUGGGAGGGGGAGGACAGAGACCAAACAUGGGUGGUGGGAGACCCAUGGGUCAGCAGGGUGGAGUCAACGACCUGGGCCUCAACAAUGUGCAGAACCAGGUUCUGACAAUGAUCCAGAGCAGCCAGGAUGAGUCGGGAGUCAACGUGGCCGUGAUUGAACAGCGCCUGCGGGGCAUCUCCAGGGAUGCAGUCAGGAACGCCGUUGAGUUCCUGAGUAACGAGGGUCACAUAUACUCCACCAUCGAUGAGAACCACUACAAGUCAACAGACAGCUACUAAUCUUCAAACCUGGAUAGAUUAACCAGGAGGACUUAAACGAAGGGCUCCAUAUUUUAUACACAUAGUAAACU
Branchiostoma floridae (Florida lancelet) is the source of this 1004-nucleotide messenger RNA. Its product is annotated as replication protein A 32 kDa subunit-like. The transcript has 8 exons. Gene Ontology annotation, molecular function: DNA binding. Gene Ontology annotation, cellular component: DNA replication factor A complex; chromosome, telomeric region; nucleus. Gene Ontology annotation, biological process: nucleotide-excision repair; double-strand break repair via homologous recombination; DNA replication. Bases 85 to 933 code for a protein of 282 amino acids. The record is from RefSeq and is a predicted model, not a curated record. Lineage: Eukaryota; Metazoa; Chordata; Leptocardii; Amphioxiformes; Branchiostomatidae.